Molecule: messenger RNA, 1936 nt
Organism: Zea mays
Lineage: Eukaryota; Viridiplantae; Streptophyta; Magnoliopsida; Poales; Poaceae
Exons: 4
Coding region: 7-1824 (605 amino acids)
Source: RefSeq, marked predicted
GUGUGCAUGCAUACAAGAGCAACAAGAUACUGGCGCAGAGGAGCAAUGCCCGGCAUGGAUGCCUUCGCUGCUGUGUCACUACUCGCCACACUCUUUCUGGUUCGUGCGGCAGCUGCCCAUCCUCCGGCGGCGGCUGCGGACGCCAUGACGCCGACGGACUAUUGGCGAGCGGUGCUUCCUGAGACCCCGAUGCCCCGAGCCAUACUCGACCUAUUGACCACAUCUACAGUUGGUGAGGGCUCAAGGAAGGUCACCACGUCAAAUGGGUACCAAGGCCAUGACUUAAGAACGGUCAGCACAUCAUAUGCAUCUCAAGAUGGGGACAACUCAUGGAAGGCCACCAUGUCAUAUGGGUUCCAAAGUGGUGAGGGCUCGAGGAAGGUCACCACAUCAUAUCCGUACCGAGGGCAGGACUUAAGGAUGGUCAGCACAUCAUAUGUAUCUCAAGAUGAGGACAACUCAUGGAAGGUCUCAAUGCCAUCUAGGUUCCAAGUUGGUGAGGGCUCAAGGAAGGUCACCACGUCAAAUGGGUACCAAGGCCAUGACUUAAGGACGGUCAGCACAUCAUAUGCAUCUCAAGAUGGGGACAACUCAUGGAAGGCCACCAUGUCAUAUGGGUUCCAAAGUGGUGAGGGCUCGAGGAAGGUCACCACAUCAUAUCCGUACCGAGGCCAGGACUUAAGGAUGGUCAGCACAUCAUAUGUAUCUCAAGAUGAGGACAACUCAUGGAAGGUCUCGAUGCCAUCUAGGUUCCAAGUUGGUGAGGGCUCAAGGAAGCUCACCACACCAUUCGAAUCACAAAGGGAGGACUCAAGGAAGGCCACCGCAUCAUAUGGAAUCCAAGAUGAUGAGGACACAAGGAAGGCCACUACAUCAUAUGGAAUCCAUGGGGAGGACCCAAGAAAGGCCACCACGUCAUAUGGUUCCCAGGAUGAGAAGGGAUCAAGGAAGGUCAUAAUGUCAUAUGGGUCUAAUGGUGAGGAUGAUCCAAGAAAGGCCACCACAUCAUAUGGAAUACAAGAUAAAGAGUAUCCCAGGAAGGCCACCACAUCUUAUGGAGUUCAAGGGGACAUCCAUCACCAUGACCAUGCUGCCGUUCACAUCCACAGCAGCGGCAACAAGCUAGUAGCAGAUGUUUUCUUCUUCCACGACGUCCUACGCCCAGGGUCCGUAAUCACGCCGAUCAUCCCACCGACCAUCACCCUACCACCUCUGCUGCCUCUCCGCGAGGCCGACGCGCUCCCGUUCUCCACCGGGCGCUUCGCCGACAUCCUCGCCAUGUUCGCGCCGACGACAUCCGACGCCAUGGGCGAAGAGAUACGGUCGACGCUCGACACCUGCGAGAACACGCGCCCGCUCCCUGGCGAGAAGGCCGCCUGCGCCACCUCCCUCGAGUCUCUCGCCAGGAUACCCGCCGUCCUCCUCGGGACACGCAACGUCCGCGCUUUCUCCGGCGACAUGCCCACCGAUCCUGCCGGCACGUCGGCGAAGCGGGGGCGGUAUAACGUAACGGCCGUGCAGAAGCUCUCCGAGUCACUGACGGCGGCGGCGUGCCAUGACCUGACGUACCCCUACGUUGUGUUCUACUGCCACACGACCAACCCAGCGGCCACGUACCUGGUGAAGCUGGCAGCCCAGGAUGGCGGGACGCCGGACAUGGAGGCGUUGGUCGUGUGCCACCUCGACACGUCGUUGUGGAGUCCCAGACACCCAUUCUUGGUGGCGCACAGUCUCAAGCCAGGGGACGACGCAGUCGUGUGCCAUUUUCUCUCUAAGCUCAGCAUCGUCUGGGUCCCCGCUGGCGAGCAGGGGUGGCGUGCGUGAAGUGAAGCCUAAUAGCGUUAAGUACCCGUGCUCAGAGCUCUAUCUGUAACCUGUAUGGACCUAAUGUGGCUCUGUAAUGCUAAAUAAAACCUGCGUCAAUCAUGUAUCGUGA